Polychytrium aggregatum is the source of this 966-nucleotide messenger RNA. Its product is annotated as NMT1/THI5 like-domain-containing protein. The transcript is spliced from 6 exons. The record is from RefSeq and is a predicted model, not a curated record. Gene Ontology annotation, biological process: thiamine biosynthetic process. The coding region runs from base 1 to 966 and encodes 321 amino acids. Lineage: Eukaryota; Fungi; Chytridiomycota; Chytridiomycetes; Polychytriales.
AUGUCCUCUCCCAAGAUCACCGUCCUCCUCAACUGGGCCGCCACCCCGUACCACGCCCCUCUCUACCUCGCCCAAAAGCUCGGCUACUUCCAGGACGAGGGCAUCCGUGUGGCCCUGCUCGAGCCCGCCGACCCCUCGGACGUUACUGAGCUCAUUGGCUCUGGCAAGGUUGACCUGGGUUGCAAGGCCAUGAUCCACACAAUUGCUGCCAAGGCCCGUGGCUACAAUGUCACCUCAAUCGGCACCCUUCUCGACGAGCCGCUGACCGGUGUGGUGUACCUCAAGGGCUCCAGCGGCAUCACCACGGACUUCCAGUCUCUCAAGGGCAAGAACAUCGGCUACGUCGGCGAGUUUGGCAAAGUCAUCAUCGAUGAGCUCUGUGCCCACUUCGGAAUGACCCCGGCCGACUACAACGCUGUGCGUGUCGGAAUGAACGUUACCGACUCGAUCAAGCGUGGCGUGAUCCAUGCCGGUGUUGGCUUGGAGAACGUCCAGUGCGUUGAGCUCGAGCACUGGUCCGAGGCAGAGGGCCGUGCUCGCGACGACGUUGGUCUGCUCCGUAUUGAUGAGCUUGCUCAGCUGGGAUGCUGCUGCUUCUGCUCGGUGCUCUACAUCGGAAACGACACCUUUAUCCAGCAGAACCCCGAGAAGGUUCGUGCCUUCAUGAAGGCCAUCAAGCGCGCCACCGACUACAUCCUGACCGACCCUACCAAGGCCUACAACAUUUACUGCGAAAUGAAGCCCCAUCUUGCAUCGCCUGUCAACCGCGAUAUCUUCACCAGAUCUCUGGUUUACUUCAGCAAGGACCUCAAGAACGUCCAGCGUGACUGGAACAAGGUUACCAACUACGCCAAGCGCCUCAAGAUUGUCUCGGAGGACUUUGUCCAGAACCAGACCAACGAAUACCUUGAGUGGUUUGUACUUGAUGGGAGCAUCGAAGCAAUACUCUCGGGACACUGCGGCUAG